CCAGUCCCGUCCAGUCCACGCGAGUUGGCAACCAGUCAUCGACACAUCCAUCCUCCAUCCACAAUCCACACCCUCACCGGGCACAAAUCUUGGGGAACCAGGGGCCCUAAUCUGGAACUUUAACUCGUCCAACCGGGGAGUCACUGGCACGGUAUGUAUUGCCCCGAAGGUCCACCGUUGCCCGUCUCGAUCGGUUUCGUCUUAUAAUAACUGGCCCUGAUUUCGCCAUUUUCUUUCUCUUCUUUUUCUCCUACAUGUUUAUACUCGAUCAUCAAUAAUUUACUGAAUUCUCUGAUUCAACUCGGAUUUGUAUGACCCGUCCUUCCAAGAGACUUAACGUCCAGCUACCAACCGCAAUUGCCCCUCAAUCCAGGCCCAGGUUCCACGUACGACCACCAGCAUCUCCAGAUCCACAACAAACCUCCGUUCUUCGCUCCCGUCGUCGUCGCAUAUUGCCUAGACCUGCCCAAAUCAAAGAUCGGCCGCUUUGACUCAUCACACCAUCGGCCUCGAUCCGUUCUAUCCAUACUUUCGGUACGCCAGCAGAAACAGCAGCAACCCCAGCGCCGAGAAGCUAUACAGAAGCGGUAACAGCUUCUACAACCUUUUCACCACCACACCACAUCUUCACAACGACAACAAUGUCGACUCCCAACAGUGACAGCCCGGCCGCGCAAGCCGCUAAGAAGGUCUUCUCUCGUCUUGACCUUGACGGCCACAAUCUCCCGCCAUCACCCGCACCCUCGAGCCCUCACAAUGGCCGAAGAUAUGCCUUGGCCACCGAGCUCGUCUACACCGAAACCAAGGACCAGUAUGGCGCCUCGAGCAUCCCCAUCUACCAGUCCGCUACCUUCAAGCAGUCGUCUUCCAACGGCGGCAGCGAGUACGAUUACACUCGCUCCGGCAACCCGACCCGUACCCACCUCGAGCGCCACUUGGCCAAGAUCAUGAACGCGAACCGCUGCUUGUCCGUCAGUUCCGGCAUGGGCGCUCUCGACGUCAUCACCCGCCUGCUCAAGCCCGGCGACGAGGUCAUCACCGGCGACGACCUGUACGGCGGCACCAACCGCCUUUUGACCUACCUCAAGAAUAACCAGGGCGUCAUCGUUCACCAUGUCGACACCACCAACGUCGAAAGUGUGCGCCAGAUCAUCUCCCCGAAGACCACCAUGGUCCUGCUCGAGACCCCCACGAACCCUCUUAUCAAGAUCUGCGACAUCCCCACGAUUGCGCGCAUCACGCACGAGGCUAACGAGAAGGCUGUGGUUGUCGUCGACAACACCAUGCUCUCGCCUAUGCUGUUUAACCCGCUUGACGUGGGCGCUGAUAUCGUCUACGAGUCCGGCACCAAGUACCUGUCGGGCCACCACGACAUCAUGGCGGGUGUCAUUGCCGUCAACGACACGGAGUUGGGCGACAAGUUGUACUUCACCAUCAACGCCACAGGCUGCGGUCUGUCGCCCAACGACUCCUUCCUCCUCAUGCGCGGUGUCAAGACUCUAGCCAUUCGUAUGGAAAAGCAGCAGGCCAACGCGCAGCGUAUCGCCGAGUUUCUCGAGUCGCAUGGUUUCAAGGUACGCUACCCCGGUCUCAAGUCGCACCCGCAGUACGACUUGCACUGGUCGAUGGCCCGCGGCGCUGGCGCCGUGCUGUCGUUUGAGACGGGCGAUGUGGCGCUGAGCGAGCGCAUUGUUGAGGCCGCGAGGCUCUGGGGCAUCUCGGUCAGCUUUGGCUGCGUGAACUCGCUGAUCAGCAUGCCUUGCCGAAUGAGCCAUGCCUCCAUUGACGCUAAGACGCGCGCCGAAAGGCAGAUGCCCGAGGAUAUCAUUCGCCUGUGCGUGGGUAUUGAGGAUGCCGAUGAUCUGAUUGAUGAUCUGUCGCGUGCUCUUGUCCAAGCCGGUGCCGUUACUCUCACGGUAGAUGGGUUCCACGCUAACACCGCGGAAGGUGCUGCUGCUGCUGCUGCUGGGUCAGAGGCGGCCGAGACCACCACCACUGCUGCUCCCUCUCUUUAAGGAGAGAGAGAAAAAGAAGAAUGAGAGAAAAAAUAUGAAAAAAACAGAAAGAGAAAGAGAACGUUUUAUACCACUUUUGUUGUUACUUUUUUUUUUCGCAUGUCAUGAGUGUUCCUUAGACAGCAGAUAUGAGACGAAGAAAAGAAGGAACGAUCUUUUGAGUUAGUACUGUUUUUGUACCGGGGACCGGAUGUUAUGUGUGUUACAUUUUUAUACCAGAUGAAAGGCGCUAUGGAACGGGUUUCAUAUUGGUCGAAUGAAUUGGGCUGGUCGGAUCGGCUUGAUAGGUGUCACAGAAUCGGAGUCGGGUUGAGAUGGCAUGCAAUGAUAAGAUGACAGGAUGGACAGCCGUCAUCUGAAGAUAAUAUUGAAGAUCAUGACAAAGACCUCCAUCCAUCAAAGGUCAUUUGUGAUAAGCGUGUUUAUAUUUUCGAUCUACCUAUAUUUCCCAAAUCCCAAUUCGAUAAGAA
Messenger RNA from Neurospora crassa OR74A, 2485 nucleotides. RefSeq names its product cystathionine beta-lyase. The transcript has 2 exons. The record is from RefSeq and is a predicted model, not a curated record. The coding region runs from base 642 to 2015 and encodes 457 amino acids. Gene Ontology annotation, biological process: transsulfuration; 'de novo' L-methionine biosynthetic process. Gene Ontology annotation, cellular component: cytoplasm. Lineage: Eukaryota; Fungi; Ascomycota; Sordariomycetes; Sordariales; Sordariaceae. Gene Ontology annotation, molecular function: pyridoxal phosphate binding.